Molecule: messenger RNA, 6687 nt
Organism: Spodoptera frugiperda (fall armyworm)
Lineage: Eukaryota; Metazoa; Arthropoda; Insecta; Lepidoptera; Noctuidae
Gene: RhoGAP1A
Product: active breakpoint cluster region-related protein
Exons: 21
Coding region: 171-3992 (1273 amino acids)
Biological process (GO): positive regulation of GTPase activity; intracellular signal transduction
Cellular component (GO): membrane
Molecular function (GO): guanyl-nucleotide exchange factor activity; GTPase activator activity
Source: RefSeq, a predicted model, not a curated record
UGAAGUUUGUGAAGUCUAUGUUUUCUGACAUCUGUGGUAAAUAAAAAUGAAGAAUUUGCAAUGCGAUGACAGAAUUUGUUAUACAUUUUUUUACACUGAUUAAAUUACAAAUUUAAAUUAUAUUUGACUGUAUUGUAACAUAAAUUUGACAUGAAAUCGUUUUCUAAGAGAUGAGUGUCUUCGGAGAUUUUCAACGCGUGUGGGUGCAACGUUUUCCAGAGAGUGCUUUGCCAGCAGCUUGGGAAGAAGAUGUCAGGGCCAAUUUAGCUAAACACAAACAAAAAGUUGCUAUACUGAGAGAAGAAUUGGAAAAAGAAGAGUUUUAUGUGGAGUAUUUAGAAACUUUGCUGUCAGAUGUUGAGAAACAUAAAGCUGCCGCACAAGGCAGCAGGACGGCUCCGCCCUCGGGGGGUGACGUGAACGAUCUCGACGAUAAGCCUCCUGAUAGCAAGCAGGGAUCCACCACAGACUUGCUACUAAAGAAAAGUGACAUCAGUCUCAGUAGUAAUAAAAGUGAAGACUCCACACCAGAAACUCCUGAAUGUGAACCUGUGCAGCUCAGAAACAAACCAGCUCGUAUAACUGAAAGAAGUUCAGUCAAUCAAUGCAUCAAUGAGUUGUCUAACCUUGCUGCAGAGGCAGCUCGGAGAAGAUGUAAUAGUGAAAUAGUCCAGAGAACUGACAUUAAUCAAGAUACUAAUGUAGCAGUAGAACAAACAAGUCCAAAUCAAGCCAAAAACCGUCCAACAUCACAAACUGGUGAUUUUGUAACAGUCAUCGAAGUAAAUGGUCUGAAAUUAGCAGAAUCUGCUUCCAAGAAGUCAGAGGAGUCCCAGCAGUCGUCAGAAGGCAGUCCUGUUGAUCCUGUUGCUAUUGCUAAGAAGAAAGUCCCACCCAAACCACCACCGAAAGUGUUCAGUAAGCGCGGAGCUUCGUUACCGGAGACUGGUCUAGCAGAAGACAGUCCGCCUUCCUCAUUGGGCCGUAGAAUUCGAAACGCGGAAUCUCGCGAGUCCAUUACUAGUAGAGCGUCGACGCCCUCCAUUAGUGAGAGAGUAAAAAGUUAUGAAUCUAUUAACUCCUUGUCGUCGGAACGAAAGCGUUCAGGUGGGGCGGCCACCCCUCGGUCUAUUGAUGAGGAGGCGACGUCCACUACACCAGACUUGGGAGACGCCACCGACGCUGACAAGUCCGCGCCAAUAUCUUUAGAGAGCAUACCAGCAGCCGUGCCUGGCUCAGAGGAUGAACCAUACUAUGACCAAGUUCCCGUAGACAUCAACGACGGCGAAUAUGUAUACAUACAAGCAGGUGGAACUGGUUCGAGUACAGAGGAUGGGUCGAGUGGUACGAGCACUCUCCCGCUGGUGGGCAGCAGCGCGGGCGGGGCGGCGCCGUCCGCGCCCACCGCGCCGCGCGCGCCCGACUCGCCGCCCUGCGCCACCGCACCCAACUACGUCAACAUACAUUACUUCCUGCAGAAAGGAGGUGAUGGCACUGAACCAAGUGACACACCGUCUGAACUGGCCGACUCUAGCGACACUCCUUUACUGUUGCGAACUAUAUCGUCGGACACAGAAGCUAGUGCUACACCACCCGCACUUAGAAAAUUACAUACUCAGGAAUCGAGCGGCAACAAUGCGGAAGCUGAGCGGCUGACUAUGCACCGUUGUAUCAUAACGAGCAUCAUCGAGAGUGAAACCGUUUAUGUUGAAUGCCUCUAUGUUAUGGAGAAGUACAUGAAUGCAAUAAAAGCGACGUUGUCUACAUCCCAGCCUGUAAUAACGGAAGAGGAGUUUAACACAAUCUUCUACAAGAUAUCAGAGCUCCAUGAGUUGCAUAAGAACUUCCUCGAGGGAUUGAAGGCGGCCGUCGCUAGCUGGGAAGAGCCUCUAUCUGUAGGGAUACAUUUCAAAAAGAUGGCAGAAAACAUAAACAUUUACGGUGCGUUUUUACACAACUACGGUCGUGCGACGGACGCGGUGCGACGUCGCUGUUCCACGUCGCAGAGCUUUGCACACCUCACGAAACAGAUCUCCUGCCACGGGCAGCCCAUGUCCCUUGAUGACCUGCUCCAUAAACCAGUCGCCAGGGUCCAGAAGAAUGCAUUAGUCCUGCAUGAUCUUAUUAAGUAUACUCCAGCCAGUCAUCCAGAUCACGCUAUGUUGACAGAAGCGCUGAACAUGACGCAACAUUUUCUAGACGAAUUCAAUAUUAUACAAACUAAAUCCAUGUUCCCUAAUGCCGAUCGCGCUCAAAGGCGACUCGUCAAGAACUCAUUCAUAGUGGAGCUUUCAGACGGGCACAGAAAAUUAAGGCAUCUAUUUCUCUUCAACGACGUCAUCGCUUGUGCCAAAUAUAAGGCCUCUGGACGCGAUAAGUUCACGUUUGAGUUGAAAUGGUUUAUUCCUCUGCCUGAUAUUGUGGUGGUAGAAGACGAGAGUCUCGGUGCCAACGCCAACGACGCUCGCGAGACUUCGCCCGCUAACAUCGUGGCACUGAAGUCCCAGGCCUCCACCGUACGCGACCAAAUACUGGCUGAAGAACGAGCCGCUGCUGAUGACAAGAAAAUCCGUAUCGGCGGUCGCGGCGCGGCGGAGAAGCAGCGCAAGAAGCUGGCGGAGCUGGAGGCGCAGCUGGUGCUGGCGUCGCCCAACCUCGUGUUCCGCGUGGGGGCGCGCGCGCCCGGCGCCGCCGCGCUGCAGCGACAGCACGUCUUCUUCCUCAGCUCCGAGUACGAGCGCACGCAGUGGAUCGACUCCAUACACGCUCUGCAGGCUUCCUCAGCGCCACCAGCGGGUUCGAGUUCCAUCUCAAUGUUGGAGCUGCAGGCGUGGGUGACGGCGUGCCGCAGCUACUUACAGACUGACAUGGGGUCCUACCUACUGCGCAGUGGACGCGACGACUCACUACUGCUCGGAGACCUACAACUCCAUAUUGGGGGCAUGACUGCGCCACUUGAUACUGCGGCUGAUUACUACAUAGUUGUGGAGGUGGACUCCUACGGGCACUACUUCCGCAAAGCGAAGUCGAAGCUAGUAUGUCGCAGUGCGCAGCCGCGGUGGAACGAGAGCUUUACACUAGACUUGGAGGGCUCACAGAACUUGCGGCUCCUACUGUACGAGGAUGCUGCAAGACCAGUGCUGCGAGGAAAAUGUACCAUCAAGCUGUCCCGCGAGUGGGUGUCGGAGAGCGCGGGCGGCAGCGUGGCGCGCACGGUGUGCGUGGGCGGCGGGUCGCUGACGCUGCGCCUGCGCCUGCUGCCGCCCGAGCGAUCCGCGCGCCGCGUGCCCUCCGCCAAGCCCGGCGCGCUCUUCGGGAACAAGAUCACACAUGUCGCCAAACGAGAAAAGCGCAAUAUUCCGUUCAUAAUAAGCGCCUGCGUGCGUGAGGUGGAGCGCCGUGGUAUACACGAGGUCGGCAUCUACCGCGUCUCCGGGAGCGCUUCCGACCUCAACCGACUCAAGAAGAGCUUCGAGACCAAUGCCUACGAAGCAGAACAGUUGCUAAAGGAGGUGGACAUACAUUCGGUGACCGGCGUCUUGAAGUUAUAUUUGCGGGAGCUACCAGAGGCUUUGUUCACGGACGCUCUGUACCCAGAGUUGCUGAAAGCGUGGGGAGCGACACAAGGCGCAGGCACAUCUGUAGACUCGGGUCCAGCACACACCAGGCGACAUGCCCUUCUCAAAUGUUACGCUCAGUUGCCAGACCUCAAUAAAAAUUGUAUCGACUUCCUAUUGAAUCAUUUUGUCAAAGUGAACCAGCACGAGAGCGAGAACAAGAUGUCGCUGCACAACCUGGCCACGGUGUUCGGGCCCACGCUGCUGCGGCCCGCCGCGGCCGGCGCCGGCAGCAAGCUGCGCACCGACCUGCUGGCCGCCGGCACCGUGGACGCCAUGGCGCAGGCCGGCAUCCUCUACUGCCUGCUGCAGCAGCGCCAGCUCGCCGCGCAGCUCUCCUCGCACCAUCGCGCGCCGCACUCCGCGCUCGACUAGCCACACUCCUCACGCAUACUAUACAGCCAAUUCCAAAUAUUCUCUCGCAAGUCUAAUAAAAAAACUCUUUAACUCUUAAAUUUUCAUAUAGACAUCGUGAGCGCGGUCGGUGUGGUUUGUAUUUAUUGUAUGUAUCAUUUUAUAUUUCCUUCAUUACACAGUAAGUUCUGAAUGUUAAGCGGAAACGAAAAUGAAAUCUUUAUAGCGUCAAAGUUCUAAUGAACCACCCGCGUUAGAUUCACAAAUGUUUUAAUUUUUUGGUAUUCUUACAAAAAGGAUAUGAUUAUGUAGUCGACAGUUUUUUGUCUAUGAGUAAUUUUAAGUUCGAGAUAUUUAUGCCGAUUAAUGCACAUUAGAAAAAGUGAUAAUAUGCAAUUUUAUUAUUUAUUGAUAAUGGCUAAACAGUUUACUAAAAGAUAAAAAAAAAACAAAAUUCAUCAUAAUGAUUGUUUAACUGCUAAACCUAAAUGGUGUCCAAUACUAUGUCACUCAUUGCUCAGUGAUUGUUUUCUCUCAUUUAAAGUAUAAUGAUUUAUUCAUUUAAGUAACGACAGAUUUAUUCAACUAAAUACAUUCCAUUUAUUAUGACAACAGACUGAUCAUAGGUGUAUCAUAGAAGAUAUAACAAUAACAAAAUUUAGCAAGUAUUUCAUAUGAAAUGUGUAAAUACCACUCAAUACGGCCGUGUGGUUUAAAUUGGAAAAGUGAAAAAUUAAAUGCGGUUGUGAUGUGUGCAGCUGACAUCGCAGUAGAGGAGCAGGGCUGGUUCAGCUGUGUGACCACGAAGUAAUGAAUGAAUCAGAAUGUUUAAUGUUUCUAAGCAAGUAUUAUGAAGAGGGACCGAAAUAAAAUUAAUAAUUUAUGGUAAUAAAAUCAUUAGCAUAAAAUUGAUGCAGACUGAUACUAAUAAAUUUGUGAGUGGUAGUGAUUAUUUUCAGUUUUGGGGCACAUUUGAUUUGAUCAAGUAUCAAAUCAUACAAACAAAUAUGUAUGCUUGUAAAGUGCAGGAAAUUAAUUUAUAUUAAAAAUAAAAGGAAUGAGUGAAUCUGUAGUUGGGUAGUGGAGUGUUUAACAGUUUGUAAUCAGCAUCACAUCGUUAUUAUUUAACAAGUCGAAAUGAUAAUGUUUUGUGUAUUUGGUGGAUUGCUCUCAGGUCUUUUGAUUACUGAGUCAGUUGUAGUUAUUAAUAAUACUGAUUUACUUGGACAUAAGAAUGAAAAGUUGGUCCACUUUAUUAGCAUUUUAUAUGCUAGUCGUGUGUAUGUUUAGAAGCUUUACGUUAUAUCAGCACCACUUUCUAGUACUCUCGUAAGUUCCCUGCAGCAGUAGGUGUCACAUAAAAUCGAUUUCGAUGUCUAGUUUAAAUAAUGUAGGCGAUCUAUUUCACAAAUAGGCUUAGAUGAAUGGUGUUAUAUUAGUACUUAAAGGGAAAUUUUACCAAAAAUAAAAAUUAUUAGAACAAUAUUAAUUUCAAUAUUAUUAUGUUGAUUUUGUUGAGAGACAUUAACCUUUGAUUUACUAUAGUUUAUGUUGUUGAGUAAUAUAUUCAAGCCUUAAGUUAAGUGACUCCACAUUUUUUAUUGUUUAUUCAUCUUGGAAUAUAAUGUUUAUUCUUCACCAAAGAACACUGCCUAUCACGUAAUUUCAUUCGAAGUAUAUGAAUCCAAAUACAAUGUAUUCUUCUUUUAUUUUCGUAAGAAUGGAAAGUAUUCAUUUGUUUAUCCUACAUAUAUGAUUGUUGCAAACUCUAUUGUAUACUGCCUAAUUGUAAGCAAUGCGCACGAUAAAGAUAAUGAGCCGCUCAUAAUUAAAGUUCUGAGUUUUGUAUCUGAAAUUGUUACUUAUUAUUUUUCCAAUAAUGUAUUUUUAGAUUGUAUAAAUGUACUUCUUGUAAGUGGAGAUCUUUUGUUGAUACUUAAAGAAUUACGAUUGAUGUUAGUCAGCAGAUAUGCCUUUUUUAUAUUAACAAUAUUAGAGUUAAUUAUGAACACUUAAGAUUUAAUUUUAUCACUAAGCAAUUUGUCAGUUGCGUAAUAUAUAUAUCAUCAAAUAAUUCACCUGUUUAUUUAAAUGAACAAAUUAGCACAAUGAUUUAUCAGUCAUUAUUUAGUACUAUUAAGAAUUAUCUUUUUGUCAGACUGAGUAUGUAUACCUGUGCUUGCUGUUGCCAAAUUACUGUUGCCAAUUUUUUAUUCUUGAUAAUGAUAGAGAAUAACAUUUAAAUAUUUCCUAUCAAAUGAUAAUAUGAAUAGUUUGUCUCAAAUGCAGGUGUUUAUAGUGACUUGAUCUUUUCACAAAUUGCAGUGAAUGAUUGCUGCUAAAUACAUACCUUAAGUUUAAUACAUGUUACCUUGUAGCUUGUUCUAUGUAAGUUUGCUAUUUAAUUACUUUAAACUAUAGUUAUUCCAGACCUACACUAUUGUUUAUGGGUUAGAGAUUUUACAUGUAAUCUACAAUGUACACUGGGGCUAAGAUGAUUAUGUUGUAUAAUUAUUUUAUCACAACCUGGCCUAUGUUAAUGUUUUCCUCUAUAAGCCUUCCAGUUUGUGUGAAAAUCUCUGCACCAGCAGCUGUAUUAUAUAGUAUUCCACAAUUUGGUUGUAAUACCAAAUCUUUGUAUUUAAUUUUUGUAUAUAAAUGACACUAAAAUGUAGUUACAUAAAUUUUGCAAUAAAAUGUAUUUUUAAUACACCUU